ACCUGUCCAACCUGUUUGAGGGAUAUUAGACUCCCGAGGAAUUCCAUUCCUCCCCCCCGCUGCUCCCGUCCUUUGUUUACCGGCGUCUCUCGAAGGGUGAGAGGCAGAGGAGAGAGGGGGAGACACAGACGAGAGAGGGGGAUAUAGAGAUGUCGGAACCAGCCACUAAUCCCGCUGCCACCUCGUUCCCAGCACCAAAUAUUUCUCUACCUUUGGGACUGGACGUGCUGAGAACUUAUUCUGGAUUCCUUGUAUGCUUAGAAAUAAUAUUUGGUGGUCUGGUAUGGAUCCUGGUGGCCUCCUCCAACGUGCCCGUGCCCUUGCUGCAGGGCUGGGUGAUGUUUGUCUCCGUCACCUCCUUCUUCCUCUCCUCCGCUUACCUCACACUCCUUGUCACUGGCUUGGCGGAUCGCAUCAACACUGACUGGAACUUUUUGGACGUGUUUUACCAUUUUUUGGCUCUGCUUUUCUACUUUGCUGCCUUUGUGUUGGAGGCAGCAACUACAGCAGCUAAUCGAGGAGCUCACAUCAUCCAAGUGAACGGCACUGGAAAAGUCAUGUGUACAGCCAGCACACAGGGCACGAUAUUCACAGUCCUGAGUGAACACCAAUACAGUAUGAAUGUAGCAGCCACGAUAUUUGCGUUCGCGGUGACACUAUUCUAUGGCUGCAGUUUGGCGAUGGGUUUCAAGAGAUGGAGGAUGUAACCAAGAAAACCAGCACACACUAGCUCCUGUAACUGCAGUAUAACAUGUAUAAAACCAUCAGCCUCACCAUCCAGAGCUCCGUAAAGACCACUGCUCUUUAGUUCAGUGGGAAAUGAUAGAUGACAACAUUUCAGGUCCAAUCAUGGCCUUUGAAGAUGUUUUGAUAACAGGGUAUAUAACUAAACUUUAACUAUAGGUGUAUCUAACUCCAGAUACGCUAUCCUUUACCCCAAAGAAAAGUCUUUGUGGAAGGAGAAAAGUUAUAAUAAGGCCAUACAGGGUACUUUUGAAAGAUGUAUGCAACAGUUACAGUUUUGUUAAGGCAGGUUUGCUGAUCAUAAAAAACUUGCCCAAUUUCUUGAGUAACAUCCUCAUUGGAGGGAAUAUUUCCCAUUUCCAAAACCACAAAAACAUCCCUACUGGCAUGCUACUAAUGAGAAACAUGUUGAUGGUGCAAUGUUUUUACUGUCCUCUGGUUACCUUUGUGCCAAAGAGCUGUAAACUCACUCUGCAUUUAACAUGUCUGCUGUAACUUUUUUAAUGUGGUCAUUCUAUAAAAUGUGGAUCUAGUGCUUGAAUGUUUAGAGUUUGCGAUUUUUGCUGUUGAGCACUUUUUUGUCCGAUUUUCUCUGUGUAUCACAACAUUUUAACAUUUUAGCUCUUAGUCCUCAUCCGGUUCUAAUAACUGAGACUGUUUGAAGGUGCACUAUGUAGUUUUGGAAGAGAAAUGUGAAAGUUGGAGAAAUGUACAGAUUCUGUGUUGUGUUCAUAAUUCGAUACACAAACUGUCCUCAGAGGAAAAUUUGGUCCCUGGAACACUGUUUGAAGAUAAGAUGCUAUGCGAGAAGUUGUGGUGGGGGGUCUGAAACAGUGAAACCGUAAUUCUCUUGGUAGCUUCUUAGCUCCAAACAGUGACCCAGGGACCCAUUUUACCUUUGAAUAAAGUUUGUGUAUUUAGUUCAGAAAAUAUAGUAUGGAAUUGUUUCACUUCUCCAACUUUCAAAUUUCACUACCAAAUCUACAUAGUGCACCUUUAAACGUUCUGAGUAGUCCAUAUGGUUAACUAAUGUGACUAUUUGAUAAAUAUAAAAUUUUAUGAUUUACCCAAUAUCUUGCUUGAACACAUCGGUCGCUCUGAGUUCUAAAUGCUAAACUUUAAAAACAGAUUCAAUGAAAAAGAAUGUUGUAUUUUGUUACUUUAUUUCUCAUGUGAGACAUGAUUAAUUAUUCAUAUUUACUGUAUUUAACUUUUUAUGCACUAUGCCAAUGAAGUGAUAUUAAUUAAAAAUAGUUUGAAUGUAUGAUUUAGAAACCUGCUGCUUUGAUGUAAUUAAUGUAGCCUAUAUUAGAACUACAGAAAUAAAAGUUUUGAAGAAUAA
Labrus mixtus (cuckoo wrasse) is the source of this 2086-nucleotide messenger RNA. It is a transcript of the gene mal2, whose product is annotated as mal, T cell differentiation protein 2. The transcript has 4 exons. Lineage: Eukaryota; Metazoa; Chordata; Actinopteri; Labriformes; Labridae. Gene Ontology annotation, biological process: myelination. Bases 150 to 707 code for a protein of 185 amino acids. The record is from RefSeq and is a predicted model, not a curated record. Gene Ontology annotation, cellular component: membrane. Gene Ontology annotation, molecular function: structural constituent of myelin sheath.